CAGUUGCUCUCACUGUAGCAUUGGGUUGGUGCCUUACCGAGAAACAGUCGACGGGAUCUGGGCGGGACUGAAUCGCCUCUACUGCUUGUACUUCAUUUACUCUGAAAUCUCCAUGAUCCACCUGGACGACCGCUUGAUACCUCAGGUUUCCAAAUUUCUCCUUCAACUGCCGCUGGUCAUCCGAACAGUAGUCCCACCUGAAAUCUUUUGCCGUCUGUAGUACGAAGUGGGUUUAACUAUUUGGCCAGAAAAAGUUACUAUGAGGACAGAGACAGGGCUUGGAACUGAGGUGACACCCCAACAUAAAGGUACUGAAGUAACCAUUCCAGAGUCAGUCACAGAUGGUAAAAUGGCAAAAGAGGAUGUCAAGCCUCAUGAUGACCCUGGAGAGGUACAUGAUGCAUCGGACAAAACAACAUCCAACAAGAGCCCAAGAUCCCCUCAGAAAGGCUCUAAGCAAUCCAAGACCGUUUCCUUUAAAAUCACACUUUUGGACAGUUCUAUUUAUGAAGAGAAUGUUGAGAAACAUUGUAAGGGGCAGGUUCUCCUGGACCUUGUGUGUGAACAUCUAAACUUAUUGGAAAAGGACUAUUUCGGCAUGACCUUCAGUGAUUCUGACAGCCAAAAGAACUGGUUGGACCUAUCCAAAGAAAUCAAGAAACAGAUGAGAACAUCUUCUUGGCAAUUUAAUUUUGCUGUCAAGUUUUAUCCUCUGGACCCCUCCCAGUUAAUGGAAGACAUUACAAGGUACUACCUGUGUUUGCAGCUGCGCAAUGACAUCCUCUUUGGCCGCCUGCCCUGCUCCUUUGUCACACAUGCUUUGCUGGGCUCCUACACCAUUCAGGCAGAACUAGGAGACUUUGAGCAAGAUGAUCAUGGAUCUGACUAUGUUAGUGACUUCCACUUUGCCCCCAACCAAACCCGUGAACUGGAGGAGAGGGUGAUGGAACUACAUCGAACUUACAGGGGAAUGACACCUGCUGAGGCGGAAAUGAAUUUCUUGGAAAAUGCAAAGAAACUCUCCAUGUACGGUGUUGACCUGCAUCAUGCUAAGGAUUCAGAAGGGAUUGACAUAAUGCUGGGCGUGUGUGCCAGUGGUCUAUUGAUUUACCGUGACAGACUGAGAAUCAAUCGAUUUGCCUGGCCAAAGAUCCUCAAGAUCUCCUACAAAAGGAGUAAUUUCUACAUCAAAAUCCGCCCUGGAGAGUAUGAACAAUUUGAGAGUACUAUUGGCUUUAAGCUUUCUAAUCACCGAGCCGCCAAGAGGCUGUGGAAGGUUUGCAUUGAGCACCACACCUUUUUCAGGCUAGUUUCUCCUGAGCCACCACCAAAGGGCUUUCUAGUGAUGGGAUCAAAGUUCAGAUACAGUGGAAGGACCCAGGCCCAGACACGGCAGGCCAGCGCUCUGAUCGAUCGACCCGCUCCUCACUUUGAUCGGACCACUAGCAAAAGAUACCUUCUCUCUCGCAGUCUGGAUGGAGAAUUUUGUCAACCGGUAUCCACACUGGGUGAAAUUCAUGAUGGUCUGUCUCAGAAAAGUGAGAGUGAGCUGCUGCAGUUUUUUUCUGGGGAUGAAGCUGACGCGGACCUUAGUCUGGAUCAAGACCAGGAACAAGAGCACAGCAACAGUGAAGAGACUGUUAUGACACCUACGAGAAAAAAAGAAAUUAAGGAGUCAACACCUCUACACAAACAGGAGUUUCUAGACAAAUCAGAGGAUGUUCUGUUAAAGCACCAAGCCAGCAUCAAUGAGCUGAAGAGGGCCCUGAGGGAACCCAACAGUAAACUGAUGAACUGGGAAAAACGUCUGUCAGGGACAUCCCCAGGCAGCACUCCGGAGAAGGCGGCAAUUUUCUUGGAGCUGCCCAUCUAUCAGGGGGCUGUUGGUGCAGGGGUAGAGGAACCUGACAACAGCCUCUCUGUGGAGGGCUUCAUCCAGAAGACUCUAGUAACUUCAAAUGAGGGCUGUGAAGAAUGGGUGUUGCUCGACUAUGAAAUGGAGGAGGAAGGAAAGUACAAAGCUAGUACACCUCCACCUUUUCUGGUCACUAUUCCCAUUCCAAAGGAGGAGACAAAAAAACUUCAGGAAAUUACCAAGAUGAAGCACGUUGACCUAAUGAGAAAGGACAGUGAUGAAACACAAUUGCACAUGAAGACUGCAUCCUCAAAAAUAUCACAAAUGGACAAGUUGUGUGAAUCUAAAGAAAAUAUCAUCACAGGUUCUCAUGAAAGAUCAAAAAAAGAGCCUACACCACUUGCUGAGCCUAACAACAACAUUGCAAUUACAGAUAUCAUGGAGGAGAGUUAUCAACAUAAAGUCAGAAGGGAAAAAAGACCUCAAAGCUUAAACCUGGGGAAAUUGAGGGACUUUGUUUAUGAGACAGACAAAGGUUCAAACAUCACACACGAUAGUGUAGAGUCUGAUGAGGACAACAAUACUGAACUUAUAAAGCAGAUUGUGAUCAGUUAUCCUGAAAAUUACAGCACAACAACAGACACAUGGGCAUCAUCCAUGGCUGAAAAGCUUAAUCAGCCAGCCACAAAUACAUGUGCUGCAAAACCGCUUAAAGAAAACACAGAGUUUGACAGAGUAAUAGGAAAAGACUUGCAGAUUUCCAAUCUGGGAGCAAGUAAGAUGCAUGAAAAUUCACAUGAUUCAGGAAAGACUGGUAAUGCAAGAAAGUUAGAAUGUCAAGAGCAGCUAUCCAGCGAAGUGAAGAUUAUGAACACGGAAGGCAAACAAGAAAACCAAGGUUUAUUCAGUGGCCCUGGCAAAGAUGAGCAGAAAAGUGCAAAGACUGAUAUCAGAUUUGAAGUCAUGAAAGUCAUCAUGAUUGACAAUAGUGAAAAUGAAGUGAAAUCUGCCAAAGCAAAGAAAGAAACUGAAGAUUUGGAUCUUGAAAGGAAGAUAAGCAAUUUUGAACUGGAAGACUCUGCAGAAAUCCCACUUGCCAUGGAGCUGAGAAAAACUAGCCAGAGAGAUACUGGACAAGUGAAAACAAAUAUGACAAGAAUUGUUCCAUUAAAACCUGAGAGAGUGAGGAGCCAAGGCUGCAGCGAUGACCUAGAUAUUGGACAUGGCAGUGAACUAGUGAAAAUAAAUUUUAAAAGAUACAGUAUGAAUGAGUCAUUUGUGAGACACUUUGACCCCUGUAAAGCAGCUGAGAGCAAGGACACUAACUAUUUCCAUGCAAACUGCACCUCAAAAAAGGACAUCUGUGUGUGCUCAGAGCAUCAAGCAAUAAAGAUUCUUGAGAGCUCACCAAAAGAAGAGGGUAUAAGUAAUGAAGACACUACAAACAAUAUCAGCAGAAUAGUCCACAGAGAUCUUCUGCAUACUGAUGAACGAAUUUCAGAACUUCACUUAUCCAGACAGACGGUUCACCAAAAAAAUGCCCCUCCAACACCUCCAGUCAAAACAAAGAAAGCAAGAGAAUCAGGUUUCUUUCUGCGCAAUAGUCUCAUUUUCAGCAAAGACCCAACUCUUGAGGCCAACAAAAAGAAUCUUCUGGAGCCUUUGUCCACUGCUUCUACUUCUGAAGACCCACAAUAUGAUGUUAAGCAGCAAUCUCACUUUGCCCAGGAAGACUAUAAUUGUGAGUUUGCUGGCUUGAAGGACACCUACCUGGCUGUCGAAAGGAAAUGUUCGAAUAUGAGCUCCACUUCAAGCCUGGAAGCCGAGGUGGAUUUUGCUGUCAUAAUGGACUUACACAGUGAUGUGAAGGAAUUUUCUAGAGGCAUGACUGAGCUGGUUGACAAGGACAAAGUAGAGCUAAGCAAGGAAAGUUUUGACAACACUGCCAGGUCUCACUCCACCUGUCACAUAAAUUUGCAAGAUGUAUCACCUGGAAGAGAACAUCUCCUUGAAGCUCAUGGUCACCAAGAUAUAGAACCUCCCCCAGUUGCCAAGAAAGACCCUAGUGCAGUGAAUGCAGCCCAGAUGUUGAGAAAAGGAGCGGUUAAAAUGGUACUGCAUUCUAAUGGCUCUGAGGCUCCUGUCAAAGACAUCUCUGAUCAUGUAAGGUCAAACAGUCUAGAAGGACACUUUGUUGCUUCUCCUGUCACCGUCACUACAGAAAACAUUACCUCAGCAACCACGACUCAAGUAACCAAGACAGUGAAAGGAGGUUAUGCAGAGACCAGGAUUGAAAAAAGGAUAAUCAUAACAGGAGAUGAUGAUGUGGAUCAACAUCAGGCUCUUGCCAUGGCAAUACAGGAGGCAAAACAACAGCACCCUGAUAUGCUGGUGACUAAGGCCAUAGUGGUAAGGGAAACAGACUCUUCAUAUGAAGAGAAACAUCGAACAUAUGAGGCUUGACCGAUAGAAGGUGCUAUUUGGAACAUGGAGAGAAGAUCAGCUCCGGUUCUAUGUAUUUCAGUUGAAACUACUCAUGCUACUGAACAGUUUGCUCAAAACAAAUCACCCAUGCACCCAUUCCUCUGCCAUCACACACUGAUCUGUAUAUUUUGGUGACAAUUUUCUAUCAUCUGGUGUCUGUUCUGUACCAUUCUGAGUACUUUCAACAUAUAAACAGCAGUUUGAAUUAUCUUCAGUCUUGUGUAAAUGUGAGAAGUUUAACAUUUAAUUUAGAUUUUUUAAAAAGGCUGAAAGUGUUGGAAAAUUAUUGCUAUCAUGUAUGCACUUCAUUCUGUGACUUCCGACUUAGAUCCUACCCUUUUUAAUCUGACAGCUUUUUAUAAAACUCUUCCUUAGGACUUGAAUAGGUAUAAGAAUGGACAUACACAGAAGUUACAUAUACUUUUUGAAUAAUAUUUGAUCAAGUGUUUUCUUGUUAAUAUAAAUAUUCAUCAUUUCAACUGUUUUACGCAUAUGCAGAAACUGUGGAUGUUUGCAGUAUAACAUUUAGAAAGAUUCCCACACCUGACAUUUGGCAAAUUUUUGAAAAAAGUGUAUACCCCACAUCAUUUUAAUUUGUGGCCAUGAUUAUAUAAAAAAAUAAACCUCUUUGCUUUCUUUAGUCUUAUUUAGGUCAACUGAGUAUCCUCAAUAUUAACUUGGCUUCUAAAUUAUGUUGACUUGCUUAUUAGGUGGCAUUAAGGCAUUUUUGGCCUGACACAAAAGCUGUGUCUUAGAAAUCUCUGUUGUCUCAAUUCUAAUCAACACUUAUAAAGAAAGCCCAUGAUGAUUGUUAAUGGGCUCAGUAUAAAUAUACAAUCCAAGAUGGUGGUUGACAAAUGUUACUAAUAUAGAAUAAAUGAAAUAAUAAUAUUUUAUAAAUGACUAAAAAUGUGUAUUUUUAUUUUUAUCAUGUCAUUACUUGCAUUCUUUGUUUAAAUAUAUUACUCGGUCGUCUGUGUGGAAAGUUAUUUGACAAUGUAUCGCAGAAUGUUUUAAAUAUUGUUAAAAUUAUGUUGUUUCACGAUGUUGCCUUGGAAGGCAGUAGACAAGGCAGCUCACAAGGUUGUGUUCUAGUUACUGAUUAUCGAAUGAUAAAAUUAAUUUUAUUUUUUGAUUAUUUUUCCAUAGUUUAUAAUGUAAGGCUUUUUUGUAUUUUCAUUGAGUUCUAUUUAAGUUAUGCUGUAUGACUUUGACUUUAUGACUUUUUUUAUAUGCUCAUUUAAUGUGAGCUUUUGGGUUUUCCAUAUAAAAUGUCACCAUACAGCAGUGUGAAUGUAACAUUAUAUCUGACCUACUGUAUGUGUAUAUUCCAAUCAAAUGCAUAACACAUAUUUAAAAAAAGAAUACAUAUAAUUAUAAAAAAAUAUGCAUUGUCAUGAAAAACAAUCAUCAUGUGUUGUAUGUUCUAUGCAUUCUUGUGUAGUAACCUAAAAGAAAACCAUUAACAGAGGGGUACUAGAUACUGUAAGCACUUCCUUUCAAGACUUCUGCAAUAAUUAAUGUCUAUAGAUGAAACUGUAAUUAUACUCUGUUUAUUCUGGAUAUAUGCAUCAAUAUGUUACCAUUUUUUGUCUCUGUAUGUAGACUUCUUAACAUUUUCUCCUGAGGGAUGGCAGAUGCUUGAAAAAAAAAAAAUCUGAAUUUUUGUGCUCAAAAGAUAAUCCUGUUUAUUUUUGAAAAAUGUUAUUACAUGAUUGGUUGUGUUGAAAAGAGGGAAAAUUCUCUUAUGUAGAUGCAAGAGCAUCAUCAGGUUUUAGACAGUUAAGUCUGUUAUUAAGCAAAAUGUUAACAGAAUAAAGACUGUUACUGUGACAAAUAUGA
Messenger RNA from Puntigrus tetrazona (Sumatra barb), 6181 nucleotides. RefSeq names its product band 4.1-like protein 1. Gene Ontology annotation, molecular function: structural molecule activity; actin binding. The record is from RefSeq and is a predicted model, not a curated record. Lineage: Eukaryota; Metazoa; Chordata; Actinopteri; Cypriniformes; Cyprinidae. The transcript has 24 exons. Gene Ontology annotation, cellular component: plasma membrane; cytoskeleton. The coding region runs from base 260 to 4318 and encodes 1352 amino acids. Gene Ontology annotation, biological process: cortical actin cytoskeleton organization.